This is a messenger RNA of Raphanus sativus (radish), 1657 nucleotides long. Its product is annotated as probable serine/threonine-protein kinase PBL11. Gene Ontology annotation, biological process: protein phosphorylation. Lineage: Eukaryota; Viridiplantae; Streptophyta; Magnoliopsida; Brassicales; Brassicaceae. The record is from RefSeq and is a predicted model, not a curated record. Gene Ontology annotation, molecular function: protein kinase activity; ATP binding.
GCUUGCUCGGUCCUUCCUCUCUAUUUCUCGGAUCUUUCGUCCAUAUUUCAGUUAAAAUCCGCAGAAAAUUUCUCUCUACUCUCAAAGUGAUCGUAAAGUUUGAAGCGAACAUAACAAUAGAAACAGAGAAAGGUCAAAGCUUGUUUUGUGUUUUGAUGGGGAACUUCUGUCCUAACGGAUCUUCCAGUGUUGGACAAGAAGAGAUCCCUGUCUCCACCAAGCCCCUCCCAGCGGUGAAACAUGGUCAAAAUCCAGUAAAUCAAAAGGCUCCGCCGCCGGUGGUGGUGAUGCCCCCGGCUAGGGGCUCGAAUCCAAAGUUUCCAGCGGCGGAAAGAGGAAUGAAAGCAAGAAACGUCGAUAACACGCCUCGUCAAAAACCUCAAGAGGUGAAAAGACCCGUCGAUGAUCCAUCUCGUGGAAAACAACAGGAGAAGCCAAGAUCCGUCGAUACACAGUCGUCAAAGCCGGUGGAGAAACCAGGUGUGGGCAAAAAGGCAGUGCCGCCGAGCGGGAAGAUAGUGACGCCAAAUCUAAAGAUGUUCACAUUAAUGGAUCUUAUGACGGCGACAAAGAAUUUCCGGCCGGAGUCGAUGAUCGGAGAAGGCGGGUUCGGACAGGUUUUCAAAGGAUGGGUUGACGGGGAGACCUUAUCUCCGUCGAGGGCCGGCGUCGGAAUACCAAUCGCUGUUAAAAAAUCAAACCCUGAUAGUGCUCAAGGGUUACAUGAGUGGCAGUGUGAAGUGAGAUUCUUAGGGAAGUUUCAUCAUCCAAACCUAGUCAAGCUAUUGGGAUAUUGCUGGGAAGAGAAUCAGUUCCUCUUGGUCUAUGAGUUUUUGCCUAAUGGAAGCCUUGAAAACCACCUCUUCUCAAAAGGAGAUGGGUUGACAUGGGAUACACGUUUGAAAAUAGCCAUUGAAGCAGCUCAAGGACUUACCUUUUUGCAUAACUCUGAAAAGAGUGUUAUUUACAGAGACUUCAAGGCUUCCAACAUUCUUCUCGACUCCAACUUCGACGCCAAGCUUUCUGACUUCGGCCUAGCCAAACAUGGACCAAUUAACGGAUUCUCCCACGUGACCACGCGUGUCAUGGGCACACAAGGUUAUGCAGCUCCCGAAUACGUGGCUACAGGUCAUUUAUACGUGCGGAGUGAUGUUUACGGAUUUGGAGUGGUCCUCUUAGAGCUAUUAACCGGUCUAAGAGCACUAGACCCAAACCGACCAUCUGCACAGCAGAACCUCGUGGAAUGGGCUAAACCGGUUCUGACCCAGAAAAAGAAAAUUCGGAGGAUGAUGGACCCACGGCUCGAGCACAAGUAUCCACUUUUGGCGGUGAUCAAAACCGCCGCACUAAUUCUACGGUGUCUGGAGGCUGACCCGAAGAACCGGCCCCCAAUGGACGAUGUACUUAGAGAACUAGAAAUCGUAAGGACUAUCAGAGACCAACCAAAAGAACAGAGGGGUAACCGGAAUAAUAAUGGACAUGGUUCACUGCACGUCCGUAGAACCAGAUAGUCUAAAAGUCCCCUUUGGAAGUUUGGAUCAGUCAUAUGUACACACAAACAUACAUAAAAACCAUCAUUUUUGAAAAAACCAUUUUCUAUUAAUAAAAGAAAUAUAAAAAAUUUUCCUUCUACAUUUAUAGACUUAGUGAAUUACAA